Arthroderma uncinatum is the source of this 1995-nucleotide messenger RNA. Its product is annotated as DNA polymerase subunit alpha B. The transcript has 4 exons. Lineage: Eukaryota; Fungi; Ascomycota; Eurotiomycetes; Onygenales; Arthrodermataceae. The coding region runs from base 1 to 1995 and encodes 664 amino acids. The record is from RefSeq and is a predicted model, not a curated record. Gene Ontology annotation, molecular function: DNA binding. Gene Ontology annotation, cellular component: alpha DNA polymerase:primase complex. Gene Ontology annotation, biological process: DNA replication; DNA replication initiation.
AUGGCGGAACCAGUGGAUCAGCUAAAUGAGCUUUUUGGAGGCCCGUUCCCUGAUGGACUCCCCAAGGACGUGUUGGGAGAGCUGCUGUCCAUCCUGCAGUUCCAUGCCAUCGACCCCCAAGAACUUUUCUAUAAAUGGGAGUCUUUCUGUCUGAAGAUGGGUGGAGAGGAAACAGUGUUGAGUCUGGAUUCCGUUCGGUCCUUCAAACGCAGCCUUCAAGAUUCUAUAGAAAGAGAAUCGCGAGCAAAGACGCAGAUGCGGGGCGCGGAGAAGAGACAUAUAGGAGCAGCAACACCUCGACCGGCAGCUGGUGGGAAUCAGGGGAUACUUGACAUGCUAGAUGAUUUUACUCCAAAUACGCCCAAACGAAGCGCGAACGGUCCCACUGGCAGUUCCGUAAAACGAAAGGCAUUCGACACUCCUACGAACUCAAGAUUUAAUAAAGGUGCGAAAUUGGAUUCUCCCGGGGGAGUUAAGACUCCAUCGCGGGCAGUCGACGGGACCGCCAACGGAAGCUCUGUAACCCCGUUCGCCUCCCGCCAAAACAGUGGCCAGGUUAUAGAGACGCUCAAUCCCCAUAUGAACAUGGCCUCCGCUCCGUUAGCACCCUAUGCGGAUUCCCGCAUCAAAUUAACCGCAAACACCGAUAUCAAGAAGUUUUCCUAUAAGCCUAUGGCCAUGAAAUUAUCAGAGGCCUCUGAGAUCCUCGAUGACCGGAUAGAUGAAUUUAUGGCAAUAGUCCAGAAGCAUCACAAGCUAGAGGAUUCUGCUUUUGGCAAUGCCGCCCACCAGAGCACACGUGAGAUUGUCGCUGUGGGGAGAAUAGCAUCAGACAGCCCAGAAGGGAGGCUGAAUACUGCAUCUCUUGUCCUCGAAACUUCUAGGAGGACGGGAGCAGGUCUACGGGUGCCGUUAAAAGUCGACUUGCUACAGAAUAUAAACUUCUUUCCUGGUCAGAUUGUCGCUCUGAAGGGUAUAAAUGCUUCUCGUGAAUAUUUCACUGUUUACGAAGUAUUGUCUGUCCCACUAUUGCCAUUGCCGGCUUCAUUGCAGGCAGAAAUCGAGGCCACGAAUGAAAAACUCGAUAGCUUUGGUGAUCAGCCACUGAACUAUAUAUUUGCAGCUGGCCCUUAUACGGCAGAUGACAACUUAGCCUUUGAACCGCUGAAGACUCUCUGCGAGAAGGCCGCAGAAGAGUGCGCGGAUGCUCUCAUAUUGACUGGGCCAUUUAUAGAUCUGGAGCAUCCUCUUAUUGCCUCGGGUGAUUUUGACCUACCCGAGCUGAAGGGCCUAGACCCGGACACUGCUACCCUCACCACCCUUUUUAAACACUGCAUUUCACGACCGUUGACCCAGCUCGCCUCGAAAGUGCCGAACAUCUAUAUAUUGCUUAUCCCUUCUGUCCGAGAUGCUGUUAGCAAACACGUCUCAUGGCCUCAGGAAAUUCUACCCAAACGAGAACUAGGGCUCCCUCCUAAACAGGCGAAAGUCGUCACAAACCCUGUUGCGGUUUCGUUAAAUGAAAUCAUGGUGGGACUCUGCGCUUCUGAUGUUUUGUAUGAGUUAAGACGAGAGGAGGUGGUGGGUGGGCGGCCGAGCGAGAGUGACCUUCUAAGCCGACUGCCCAGGUAUCUAAUCGAACAAAGGCAUUUUUCUCCAGUUUUCCCUCCAACGGCGCGGGAGAAUCUACCUAAAUCAGGCGUCGAUGAAAGUGUACAGAUCGGGUCGAUGCUUGAUACUAGGUUUCUCAAGCUUGGAGACUGGUGGAAAGCAAGGCCUGAUAUUCUAGUCACCCCUAGCGUACUGCCAGGGUUUGUCAAGGUCGUUGAAAGUGUGUUGGUUAUCAACCCUGGAAAGCUAUCCAAGCGUCGAGGGCCUGGAACCUAUGCCCAAGUCGCACUUCACCCGAGAAAAAUCACCGAAGAGGAGCAGGAUUCGAAGUUCGUCGGGCACAAAGUAUUUGAAAGAGCGAGGGUUGAUAUUAUCCGCAUAUAA